ACUCACUGUCGGCGACACCCGCCAUUUUAGAUUUUUGUGUAGUCCCACGCAGUGAUCCAGACGUUUUACAAAUAGCAGUAUAAUUUUAUUGAGCGUGAUUAUUCUUAAAUGGAAGUGAAGUUUAAGUGCGAAGAAUGACGCAGUUUUUGCCACCGAAUUUGCUGGCUCUCUUCGCACCUAGGGAUCCAAUACCCUAUCUACCACCAGUCAGCAAACUACCGCAUGAGAAAAAGAAUGGAGGGUAUCUUGGCGUCGGGGCAUUCCUCAAGUAUUUUGAGGACCCAAAAGACACACCGCCUCCAGUUCGCGUCGAGACCAGAGAGGAGAGACUAGAAAGACGACGGCGUGAACGUGCAGAGCAGGUUGCUUAUAAAUUGGAACAGGAAAUUGCUGUUUGGGAUCCAGCUGGAAUUCCUAACGUCACUGCAGACCCCUUCAAAACCCUCUUCAUUGCUCGAAUCAACUACGAUACAUCAGAAUCAAAGCUGAGAAGGGAAUUCGAGGUUUAUGGACCAGUAAAGAAGAUUGUGGUAAUUCAUAAUACAAUCAAUGGAAAGCCAAGGGGGUACGCAUUCAUUGAGUAUGAGCACGAAAGGGACAUGCACUCGUGGUGGCCGCUGCCGGCAACUAGUGCCGUUCACUAUUCCAUGCAAAAUCCCUGAACCUGCCUGAAUAUGAUAGCUGCGUAUAAGCAUGCGGAUGGUAAGAAAAUAGAUGGUCGCAGAGUUUUGGUGGAUGUGGAGCGUGCAAGGACUGUUAAGGGAUGGCUGCCAAGGAGACUUGGGGGUGGACUCGGUGGUACCAGAAGAGGUGGACCUGAUGUUAAUAUCAAACAUUCAGGAAGAGAGGAUAAUGAGAGGGAGAGGGAGAGAUAUCGAUUAGAGAGGGAGAGGGAAGCGUCUGGAAGGGGCAUGGACAGAGAACGUGAUCGUGAUCGAGUUGAUAGAGAGCGUCGGAGAUCUCGCGAGCGCAAGAGACGCUCGCGCAGUAGAUCGCGCGAUCGAAAACGUCGGCGCAGUAGAGAUAGGGCCCUUGAGCCCGAAAUUGAGGAGAUCCAGAGGGAGGAGAGAACACGUGACAGGCGUGAUCGGGACAGAGACCGUGACAGGGAGAGGGAGCGAAAGAGGAGACGGUCCCGGAGUACUGAGCGCUCUGAUCGCGAUCGCGAGAGGAAGAGGGACAAACGGGACAGGGAUCGUGAGCGCAGGGAUAGGAAGGACAGGGAGAGGGUGCCUGAUGAGGAUACCAAGGAGAUCCGCAUCAAGGAGGAGCCCAUGGACGACUAUCCUGAUUAUGCAAACGCUUAUCCCCCUUCGACUCCUUAUUUCGCACAAGUGAAAUACGAAGAUGACAGUGAAGUCGAGGAGAAAUACAGGAUUCCCGAGGGCCGCACCGAGCAGCCAUCCUACAAUUACGAUUCUGUACCCGACUAUUAACAAUAACCAAUAGCCCCAUGAUUUGUCGAAUGAAUUCAAUGAUUUUCGAUGGACGAGCAAUCCCAUCGAGAAUACUCCGUGUUCGUAACUAUCUAAAGUUGGUGUGUAAAACUCAAUAACUGUGAAUUUAUUUUUGCCAGAUUGAAUAAUGCAAGUUUUCCUGUCCCUAAUAAUUCCGGUUCGGUUGAAAGUUUAAAUGAAUUUUCUCAACGAGGAUAGCAGAUCCAAUUAAAACGUUUCGACACAAAAUACGAUUCCCCUAAUUAAUUCAGGUGAUUCAGAGUUGAGGGAAAUGGGGACUCGUUAUUCUUCAGUUAAUCGAUUAAAAUUAAAUGGCAUUCAAUCUGUACAUAUUAUAAGUUUGGAAGAUUAAUUCGUCAUUAUUCUUGACUGCUGUAUGUAUAUUUAUACAUAUGGAAAUAAUAGAAAUAAAGAAAGAAAUUUAAGAUGA
This is a messenger RNA of Fopius arisanus, 1887 nucleotides long. It is a transcript of the gene snRNP-U1-70K, whose product is annotated as small ribonucleoprotein particle U1 subunit 70K. The record is from RefSeq and is a predicted model, not a curated record. Gene Ontology annotation, molecular function: U1 snRNA binding; mRNA binding. Gene Ontology annotation, biological process: mRNA splicing, via spliceosome. Gene Ontology annotation, cellular component: precatalytic spliceosome; U2-type prespliceosome; U1 snRNP. The transcript has 8 exons. Lineage: Eukaryota; Metazoa; Arthropoda; Insecta; Hymenoptera; Braconidae.